Molecule: messenger RNA, 1014 nt
Organism: Strongylus vulgaris
Lineage: Eukaryota; Metazoa; Nematoda; Chromadorea; Rhabditida; Strongylidae
Source: the annotation of a GenBank genome assembly
AUGGAGGCAUCCAGCCUUUUCAAACUGUUGCUGGGUACUAACUGGAUUCUUUUUUUAUGGAAUUACUACCUCCAUUAUCGCCAAUACGAAGUACAUCGUAAAAAUGAGAAAAGGCCAAAGCAUGUGGACGCGUUGAUCACUGAAGAGGAAUACACCAAAGCUCGUGAUUACAAAUUAGAUAAGCACGUUUUCUGCUUCGCACAUGAUCUAUUUGGGCAAGUAUGGACUACAUUUAUUCUCAUCGGUGGUUGGCUGCCAUGGCUAUGGUAUGCUUGCGGAUCCUACCCUCUUCAUUCUGUUGUAUUUCUUGCUUGCAACUCACUUGUGGAUACUCUAGUCGAUCUACCAUGGGACAUGUACGAUACAUUUGUUAUCGAGGAGCGACACGGGUUCAAUAAACAGACAGUCGGGUUUUAUUUUGUAGACAAGGCCAAGAAAAUUGCACUAUCGUUAGCCAUAAUGGCCCCAAUUUUAUUAGUUGUUGAAUGGAUUGUUGAACAUGGAGGCCCAUACUUUUUCGUUUACGUGUGGAUGUUCGUAUCUAUUGUUCUUCUUCUGCUACUGACAAUCUAUCCGGCCUUUAUAGCGCCAUUGUUUGAUAAAUAUAUUCCUUUACCCGAUGGAGAGCUUAAGGUUGCCAUAGAAAAACUCGCAGCUUCAGUGAACUUCCCGCUGACAAAAUUAUACGUCGUAUACGGUUCCAAACGCUCCGCCCACAGUAAUGCCUAUAUGUAUGGUUUUUGGAAUAACAAGCGAAUUGUGCUGUAUGACACAUUGCUGAGCGGAGAGGAGAAAGAGAAGGUUAUUAAGGAAUGUGCUGAAGCGGCUGAAGAGAUGAACGAUAAGGACAAGGCUCGAGGAAUGUCGAAUGACGAGGUGGUAGCUGUGCUAGGGCACGAACUUGGCCAUUGGGCGUUGUGGCAUACGCUGAUCAACUUGAUCAUAACUGAAUUGAACAUUCUUUUGAUGUUGACAGUGUUUGCUUAUUUUUACCGCUGGAAGCUGCUCUACAAG